UAAUGCUGGUAUCUUUACACUGAAGAUAUUGGAUUAUCCGUAAUGUUCGAUAACAGCAACUGAAAAUAGGAGAUGAUCAAGGAUUACUCAUUUCUCGCAUUUUAUUCGCGUGCAAAGUACUUUUUAGCAGAAUAGUACCACGCUGACGUGGAGGGAUAACGAUGGAUAUUUUAUUCUUACUACUCAUUAUAUCAGUACUGCGGUCGGUUUUUUUGUUAAUGAAAGUACCAAAAAGGACCCCCUUGGCAUAACAUCGAUCAGCUGAUGCAAAAGAACCGGCAACACAAACCUGGAACGUCAGAUCGACGGCAACAAACUGUGUGGGAUAUCCUAAGGAUAUCGUAGGGGAUAAUGGCAUUUCUGUGACAAAAGUUUUAUGAAAAAUAGCAAGUCUCGUUACAAUGUUAUUGGAGGAUUAACAGCGUCAAUAAUUGUAUUACACAAUGUUAUUGUUGCGUCAAUGAAAGAUUUUCAUGAGAGACUACAAAGGUGUAUUCUCAGUGUGAUCGCUAAAAGCUAGAUUUAUAUUACAAUGGAUGUUGGUGUAGUGCGUGUAGCUGAAGACAGUGAUUUUGAAAGGCUGAAGGAGUACCUUGACAAUCACACUGGUUGGAAAUUGGAGUACGGAAAGGAGGAUACUCGAGUCUGGACGAAGUCUGUAGAACACACGAACUUCAAGAUGAUUAAGUUAUGGACAGAUUUUGACAACGUUCUUCCCAGCCAGAUGUAUGAUGUUCUUCAUGAUCCAGAAUAUCGGAAAGUGUGGGACCAGAAUAUGAUUGAUGCUCAUGAUAUUGGCUACAUAAAUCCUAAUAAUGAUGUAGGCUAUUAUGCUAUGUCUUGUCCUGCACCAUUGAAAAAUCGAGAUUUUGUUUUACAACGUUCAUGGCUAGACACAGGCCAGGAGCAGUUAAUUAUAAAUCAUUCUGUUUUUCAUAAGGACUAUCCACCAAGAAGUGGUUUCAUUCGUGCCACUUCAUUCAUGACUGGUUUCCUAAUCCGUCCAAUUGAUGAGACGGGAUGUAAACUUGGAUACAUUUCUCAAACAGAUCCUCACGGUACUUUACCUCCAUGGCUAGUCAACAAAUGUACUCAAAUCUUUGCACCAAAGAUGAUUAAAAAGUUACGAAAAGCAUCUCAGGCAUAUCCAGAAUGGAAAAAACACAACCACCCUGAUUUUAAGCCUUGGCACUAUCCUGAACAAAUAUCUGCUCCACGUCUUCGUAUUGAAGAUGGUUGGAAUGUGUGCUGACGUGCAGAUUGCUAAGUUCAUAGGAAAGCUCUUCGAAAGAGGACAAGUAAAAAACAAUCUUCAUAGGAUAUUAGUGUGUUGAAUCGUCUUCCACAAACGCUGACACAGGUUGGGGUUUCAAUGGGAUUUAAAUCCUCAAUGCAGUGAAGAUACUAGACAAAACUGAACAAUUCGGUUGUAUCAAUUCCAGGUAUAUAUUUAUUGUAUGUGCCUCUGUUGACAUGUAACUUGGCAAAUUUUAAAUUUGUGUUUUCCUAGUUCAAAUUAAUGUUUUGUCCCACAAUGAAUGUUUGAAAAUAAAACAAUUCUUGCAUGUGUUUGAAUGGCAGACUAUUCAAAUUUUAAAAAAAUUGUUCAAAAGGAUAUUUACACAGAAUAUUAAAAUUUAACGUUUUUUAUAUGUUGCAAACAACAAAAAGACAGAAAUAUUGAAGUUUGGUAAGAUGAAUUAUGUUUAAAGACAAGUAUCAAAUGAAACCUGAAUGUAUCAUUUCAUUACUAUAAUUGUUUCUGUUGCUGCAAUUUAAUAUUAUUGAGUUACUGCUAUUAUUCUGAUUAGUUUUUCCUCUUAU
Messenger RNA from Gryllus bimaculatus (two-spotted cricket), 1824 nucleotides. The record is from the annotation of a GenBank genome assembly. Lineage: Eukaryota; Metazoa; Arthropoda; Insecta; Orthoptera; Gryllidae.